Arachis duranensis is the source of this 846-nucleotide messenger RNA. RefSeq lists its product as uncharacterized. The record is from RefSeq and is a predicted model, not a curated record. Gene Ontology annotation, biological process: root development; shoot system development. The transcript has a single exon. The coding region runs from base 148 to 846 and encodes 232 amino acids. Lineage: Eukaryota; Viridiplantae; Streptophyta; Magnoliopsida; Fabales; Fabaceae.
AGAUCUCAUCCAAGCACUAUUAGAGUUGAUGAAGAACUCAACAAGAUCAAGACAUGGGAAGCAACAUCAACAUCAACAUCUAAGUCAAUUGCCAUUGGUUUUUCCUUGCUUCAAGAUUUGUACCUCUCAUUGGAUGCAUUUCUCAACAUGGCAUCAACACAACAUGUGAUUUCUCAAAACCAAGGUGGUGAUGAGAAAUAUUUUGAAGAGGUCUUGGAUGGUUCAAUGAGGGUUUUGGACAUUUGUGGCAUCACAAGGGACAUUAUGCUACAAAUUAAGGAGAAUGUUCAAUCCCUUCAUUCUUCUCUAAGAAGACGAAAAGGAGACUCAAGUGUUGAGAAAAGUGUGCUUGAGUACAAUUUAUUCACCAAGAAGAUGAAGAAGAAUGCCAAGAAGGUAAUCACAAAUUUGAAGCAUAUGGAUAGCAAAUUUGGGGUGUCACCAAUUUUGAAUCUUGGUGACCACUUUGGUGCUGUGGUUAGGGUUCUUAGGGAAGUGAUACUAAUGAACUUGUUUGUGUUCCAAUUACUAUUGUCUUUCUUCAACAUGUCAAAGUCAAAGUCAAAGUCAAAGUCAACCAAAUGGUUGAUGGUGGCAAAACUUGUGCACAAAGGGGUCAUAGCUUGUGAAGAUAACUCAGAAAAUGUCAAUGAGUUGCAAUGUGUGGAAGCAUCUCUAAGUACCCUUUUAAUUGAAGGGAUUAAUAAUGGUGAGAAGAUGCAUAUAGCACAUGAAAAGUUGGAGGCUUUGGAGAAUGUUCUAGAAAGCCUUGAUAAUAAUUUGGAUAGCACAUUUAGGAACUUGAUUAAGACUAGAGCCUCCCUUUUGAAUAUGAUCUCUCAAUAG